GCUGUUAAAUACCUCGCCUCGCUCCUGAGAGUCGCCGCUAGGGUUUCUCUUCACCGCCGCUGAAGCCGAAUUCGCGAUUUGAGAAAAGAUGGUUCAACGGCUGACGUACCGGACGAGGCAUAGCUAUGCCACGAAAUCCAAUCAACACAGGAUCGUGAAGACUCCCGGAGGGAAGUUGGUUUACCAGACCACUAAGAAGAGGGCAAGCGGUCCGAAGUGCCCUGUUACUGGCAAGAGGAUCCAAGGGAUCCCUCAUCUUAGACCUGCUGAGUACAAGAGGUCAAGAUUACCCAGGAACCGAAGAACUGUCCACCGUGCUUAUGGUGGUGUUUUGUCUGGUACUGCUGUGAGGGAAAGGAUCAUUCGAGCGUUUUUGGUGGAGGAACAAAAGAUUGUGAAAAAGGUUUUGAAGAUUCAAAAGGCGAAGGAAAAGGCUUCUUCCAAGAGUUAAAGUGGUGAGAGAGUUUUCAAACACCCGAUUCGGAGUAUGAAGAGUUUGUAUUGUGAGGUUUAAAAGCUUUAUUACAGUAUUUUCCCUGCAAUCUUUGAAAUAUGGCAUUUUAAUUUUGGGAGUUUCUCUCUGCUUAGUAUGUUUUUUUUUUUGUGUUUCUUUAGCUCUUAUCUUGCAACUCAUUGAUAGGACCCUUUCAUGCAAUUUUGAAAUUUUACUUUCACUAUAUAAUCGUUUUGGUCAUGACUACCCUUCCCUUUAA
Andrographis paniculata is the source of this 713-nucleotide messenger RNA. Its product is annotated as 60S ribosomal protein L34-like. Lineage: Eukaryota; Viridiplantae; Streptophyta; Magnoliopsida; Lamiales; Acanthaceae. Gene Ontology annotation, molecular function: structural constituent of ribosome. The record is from RefSeq and is a predicted model, not a curated record. Gene Ontology annotation, biological process: translation; ribosome biogenesis. Bases 89 to 451 code for a protein of 120 amino acids. Gene Ontology annotation, cellular component: cytosolic large ribosomal subunit; ribosome. The transcript is spliced from 4 exons.